This is a messenger RNA of Ochlerotatus camptorhynchus, 1682 nucleotides long. RefSeq names its product zinc finger protein 25-like. The coding region runs from base 26 to 1444 and encodes 472 amino acids. The record is from RefSeq and is a predicted model, not a curated record. NCBI's taxonomy places the organism in Eukaryota, Metazoa, Arthropoda, Insecta, Diptera, Culicidae. Gene Ontology annotation, cellular component: nucleus; chromosome. The transcript has 2 exons. Gene Ontology annotation, molecular function: zinc ion binding; chromatin insulator sequence binding. Gene Ontology annotation, biological process: regulation of transcription by RNA polymerase II.
CCAAAAUCUCACAGAACCGUAAAAGAUGGAUUAUCCCGUAAAACCACAAUGUCGGCUUUGCUUGACUCCUUCCCCGGAACAGUAUACUUCCAUCCGCGACUCAGCAGUGCACGCCAAGUUGGAUGUUGUCUUCAAAUUUGAGCUGCCCUUGGACGACUCGCUUCCCAAUGUCGUCUGCGCCGAGUGCAGCGUCAAGGUCGAUGAUUUCUACUCCUUCCAUGAAGCUGUCCGAACUAAUCAGGUCCAGCUAAAGACGGCUCGCAUGACAGAUGUCAGUAUACUUGUGCUGGUUGAAGUUAAAGGAGAACCACUGGAUGAUGAAGAGACGGAAGAAACAUAUUCGGGAGAAUGCAGCACCACUGUUGCUGCUGUAGAUCAGUUUGACAAGGAUGAUGAUCAUGAAACAACCACCAAGACUGACCUAGUACAAAACAAGGAUGCUCAGGGCAAAAGCAGCAACCGGAUGCCGGACGACAACUGGAGAAUAGAGCAGUUUUUCAACGGAAUCACGUGCAGCAUUUGUUCGGAGAAGUUUGAAACGUUUGGCAAACUUAAGAUACAUAGCAGGAAAGCACAUGGCCAAAAAGCCGGCAUCACUUGUUGUAAGCGAAAGUAUUUCAAGAAAUGCUAUCUAAUUGAACAUAUAAACUCACACCUGGAUUCCAAACAUUUUUACUGUGAACUGUGCAAAAAGAAUUACGGCUCCAAGUAUUACUUGGGGGUACAUAACUUGCAAUUCCAUGCCAACCCAGAAGAACUACCCUACCAAUGCGACAUAUGCGAAAAAAAGUUCUCCAUGAAAUCUAUCCUGACUGCUCAUUUAAAACGGCACGUGCAAGUCAAGUGCUCCGAGUGUGACCGAACGAUGGCCAACAUUCAGUCACUGAAGGUUCACAUGCUGAAAAUGCACAGUGAACAACCGCGAGAAGCUCCCGCGACUCAUGUUUGUGACGUUUGUGGCCAAGUGUACCACCAGAAGCAAAGCCUCGAGAGGCAUAUCAAUCUGCAGCACCUGGGCGCCAAGGAUACCGAUCGAAUCCAGUGUCCUGUGUGUGCCAAAUGGGUCUACAGUAAGCAAUAUCUGAAAGUUCACAUCCAGAACGCUCACAGCGGAAAGAAUCUGCAGGUAAAGUGUGACAUUUGCCGAAAUGUUUAUGCGAACAAGCGUGCGCUAUCGACCCACAAGCAUAAGGUGCAUGCGGAGCGGAAUUUGGAGUGUGAAGUUUGCGGCAAGAUGUUCAAACAACCAAAACAUCUCAAGGAGCACCGGGCAGCGCACAUGGGUCAACAGCUGUACACCUGUACCGUUUGUGGCUAUGGUUCGAACUACAAUGGCAAUCUGUACACGCAUAUGAAGAACAAACAUCCGGUGGAACAUGCCGAGGCGAAGGCCAGAGGAGACACUUUGCUGACCACACAGGAUGAACCAUCAGAGGUUAGGUAGGUAAGUUGCGAUAUCUGGUUAAACUACUGAAUUCGAAUCAUGAUUCUGAAUGAUUUUUUUUUCGCAUUGUGAUAAUCACACUCCCACGACUUCACCACUUAUUUAUUUUCUCAAAUUUGUGCUACUUCUUUUGCCGUACAAUUUUUCAUGUAUUUACAAACAUCCAUGUUCCAACAUCAAACAUCCGUUUGCUUUUGAGCCGUAUUUUUCCAUACAAAAAAAAAAAUACUUUUUUUAA